AUGAAAGAAUUAAUAUAUAAAAAUCAACUAUUAUUUAAUAAUAAUAAUGAAAUACAACAUUAUCAAAAGCUUUAUGAUUCAUUAAAUCAAAAACAAUUGAAUAAUGAUAAAUUAUUUUCAGUACUAAAAAUAAAUGAGAAAAAACCGAUAAUAAGAAAAACAAUUGAAAAUAAUUGGGAUACAAAAAUUCAUCGAAUUAAUAAACAUUCUUAUAUCGUUUCUAUUGAUAAAUUAGAACAAGAAAAAGAAUUUCAUUCAGAAAAAUCAAUAUUAAAAGAUAUUCAUACAGAAUUUAUUCAUAAUAAAGAAAAUCUUUUAUCAAGUCAAGGUUUUAUUCAUAUAAAAGAAUAUGCUCUUGAUAGUUAUGAAUGUCGAUGUCAUGAACAUAAAGAUCUAUUAACUGAUGAAGACAUUAAUAAUAAAAAACAUUUAAUUGAUUAUAAACUAGAAUUUUAG
Molecule: messenger RNA, 456 nt
Organism: Rotaria sordida
Lineage: Eukaryota; Metazoa; Rotifera; Eurotatoria; Philodinida; Philodinidae
Source: the annotation of a GenBank genome assembly